Messenger RNA from Sapajus apella (tufted capuchin), 2410 nucleotides. Its product is annotated as far upstream element-binding protein 2-like. Lineage: Eukaryota; Metazoa; Chordata; Mammalia; Primates; Cebidae. The record is from RefSeq and is a predicted model, not a curated record. Gene Ontology annotation, molecular function: mRNA binding. Gene Ontology annotation, cellular component: nucleus; cytoplasm. Gene Ontology annotation, biological process: regulation of DNA-templated transcription.
CCCGGGCGGGGGGUCGGCUGGGGGCCCCUCUCAGCCGCCGGGAGGAGGCGGCCCAGGAAUCCGCAAGGAGGCGUUCGCCGACGCGGUGCAGCGGGCCCGCCAAAUCGCAGCCAAAAUUGGAGGCGAUGCUGCCACGACAGUGAAUAACAGCACUCCUGAUUUUGGUUUUGGGGGCCAAAAGAGACAGUUGGAAGAUGGAGAUCAACUGGAGAGCAAGAAGCUGGCUUCCCAGGAAGACUCAAUCAGUUCUCAACUUGGACCCAUCCAUCCUCCCCCAAGGACUUCAAUGACAGAAGAGUACAGGGUCCCAGACGGCAUGGUGGGCCUGAUCAUUGGCAGAGGAGGUGAACAAAUUAAUAAAAUCCAACAGGAUUCGGGCUGCAAAGUACAGAUUUCUCCAGACAGCGGUGGCCUACCCGAGCGCAGUGUGUCCUUGACAGGAGCCCCAGAAUCUGUCCAGAAAGCGAAGAUGAUGCUGGACGACAUUGUGUCUCAGGGUCGUGGGGGUCCCCCAGGACAGUUCCACGACAACGCCAACGGGGGCCAGAAUGGCACCGUGCAGGAGAUCAUGAUCCCUGCGGGCAAGGCCGGCCUGGUCAUCGGCAAGGGCGGGGAGACCAUUAAGCAGCUACAGGAACGUGCUGGAGUGAAGAUGAUCUUAAUUCAGGAUGGAUCUCAGAAUACAAACGUGGACAAACCUCUUCGGAUCAUUGGGGAUCCAUACAAAGUGCAGCAAGCCUGUGAGAUGGUGAUGGACAUCCUCCGGGAACGUGACCAAGGCGGCUUUGGGGACCGGAAUGAGUAUGGAUCUCGGAUUGGCGGGGGCAUCGAUGUGCCAGUGCCCAGGCAUUCUGUCGGCGUGGUCAUUGGCCGGAGCGGAGAGAUGAUCAAGAAGAUCCAGAAUGACGCUUGCGUGCGGAUACAGUUCAAGCAAGACGAUGGGACAGGGCCUGAGAAGAUUGCUCAUAUAAUGGGGCCCCCAGACAGGUGUGAGCACGCGGCCCGGAUCAUCAACGACCUCCUCCAGAGCCUCAGAAGUGGUCCCCCAGGUCCUCUGGGGGGUCCAGGCAUGCCCCCGGGGGGCCGGGGCCGAGGAAGGGGCCAAGGCAACUGGGGCCCCCCUGGCGGGGAGAUGACCUUCUCCAUCCCCACUCACAAGUGUGGUCUGGUCAUCGGCCGAGGUGGCGAGAACGUGAAAGCCAUAAACCAGCAGACGGGAGCCUUCGUGGAGAUCUCCCGGCAGCUGCCACCCAACGGGGACCCCAACUUCAAGUUGUUUAUCAUCCGGGGUUCGCCCCAGCAGAUCGACCAUGCCAAGCAGCUUCUCGAGGAAAAGAUCGAGGGUCCCCUCUGCCCAGUUGGACCAGGCCCAGGGGGCCCAGGCCCUGCUGGCCCAAUGGGGCCCUUCAACCCUGGACCCUUCAACCAGGGGCCACCUGGGGCUCCCCCGCAUGCCGGGGGUCUCCCUUCUCACCAGUACCCACCCCAGGGCUGGGGCAAUACUUACCCCCAGUGGCAACCGCCUGCUCCUCAUGACCCAAGCAAAGCAGCUGCAGCGGCCGCGGACCCCAACGCCGCGUGGGCCGCCUACUACUCACACUACUACCAGCAGCCCCCGGGCCUCCCUGGCCCUGCGCCGGCCCGCGCGGCCCCACCCGCUCAGGGUGAGCCCCCUCAGCCCCCACCCACCGGCCAGUCGGAGUACACUAAGGCCUGGGAAGAGUAUUACAAAAAGAUCGGCCAGCAGCCCCAACAGCCCGGAGCACCCCCGCAGCAGGACUACACGAAGGCCUGGGAGGAGUACUACAAGAAGCAGGCGCAAGUGGCCACUGGAGGGGGUCCAGGAGCUCCACCAGGCUCCCAGCCAGACUACAGUGCCGCCUGGGCAGAAUAUUACAGACAGCAGGCCGCUUACUACGGACAGACCCCAGGUCCUGGCGGCCCCCAGCCACCGCCCACACAGCAGGGACAGCAGCAGGCUCAAUGAAUCGAAUGAAUGUGAACUUCUUCAUCUGUGAAAAAUCUUUAUUUUUUUUUCCAUUUUGUUCUGUUUGGGGGCUUCUGUUUUGUUUGGCGAGAGAGCGAUGGCUGCCAGGGGGAGUAUCGGGGAGCCCUCGCGGCACGUGGGGUGGGGGGCUUGGGGGCGUGCCGGUCCCUCACUCUCUCGCCCGUUCUGUGUCUCACAUGUCUUUUCUUUCAAAAUUGGUAUCCUUCAUGUUGAGCCAGCCAGAGAAGAUAGCGAGAUCUAAAUCUCUGCAAAAAAAAAAAAAACCUUUAAAUUAAAAAACACAAAGAACAAAGCAGAACUUAUAAAAUUAUAUAUAUAUAUUAAAAAGUCUCUAUUCUUCACCCCCCAGCCUUCCUGAACCUGCCUCUCUGAGGAUAAAGCAAUUCAUUUUCUCCCACCCUC